GCCAUUUUUAUGUCAGUUGUUUAUAACAAAAACUAAGAAAAAAGCCGUUAGUUGAUGGAGUUAGACGUCUUUUAUGUUUUUGUUCGAUAAAAGAUCAAAGUCAGCACAUCACUGGUAAUGCUGGAGUCUCAUUGCACUUGAACCAGGCUCCAGCUGCUGUGAGAGAUGGAGGAACUCUACACUUUAGAGAAGGAGGUUGGACGAGGCAGCUAUGGUGUGGUCUUUGAGGGCCAUAUGGCCAAAACAGGACAGAAGGUGGCCAUCAAGCGGCUGCCUUGCAGCAACCCAGAGUGCAUUGAACUCUACCUGCAAGAGCUUUGGGCCAUGAGAGCCACAGCUAAGAACCAUAUCAAUGUCAUUGCACUGCACAGCUGUCUUCUGCAGACUGGGCCAAGAAACCUGAAGAACCUCAAACCAGGGAAGCUGCCCUUAUGUCUAGUUGAGAGUGUGCUGAAGGGCAGUGUGGUUGGCAAACUCCAAAGUCAGGAGCACAAUAAUUCCCAGCCCAACAACCAAAGGAGGUCUCAUUCUGUUUCUAGACUUGAAGACAGGACUAACACAGUCCUAGAUAAGGUGAAGCCCACUGAAAAUACAAGAUUGUCUGAUUCUACAACUCCCCGCAGGCCUCAAAACAAAGGCCGAAAAAGACCAGCUCAGAGUGAGGAAGAGCAGCCAGCACCCCGGCGCUCGCUGGCUCUGUGGCUAGUGAUGGAGUACUGUGAUGGGGGUGACCUAAAUCAGUACCUGCUCUCCAGGCCACCAGACGCCCAGCGUAAUCACAGUGUGGUUAAGCAGCUCUGCAGCGCUCUGGCCUUUCUGCAUAGUCUGGGCAUUACCCACCGAGACCUGAAGCCUGACAAUGUACUCGUCUGUGUGACACCUAAAGGCCCGGUUGUCAAGGUGGCAGACUUUGGUUUGAGCAAGAUGAGUGAAGGUCUGGUGGAUGGUGAUCUCACCAGGCAGCACUUCUCCUCCACCUGUGGCUCUGACUUCUACAUGGCUCCAGAGGUGUGGGGUGGACUGACCUACACUGCCCAGGCAGACAUCUUCUCCCUGGGUGUGAUGUUCUGGGCUGUGCUGGAGAGGAUCACCUUCGUGGAAGAAGGGACCACUCAGGAACAACUGGGUGCCUACGUAUGUAAGGGCCGCUGGUUGAUGCCGCUGGGUGAAGCUCUGUGGGAGAACGCUGACCUCCAGCUGUGUAUCCCUAUGAAGUUUAAGAGAGCGCCCCCGCUGCCACCCCCUCCUGGUCCAGCUGUGUGCACUCUGCUUUUAGAGAUGCUUGCCUUAAACCCGGAUGAUCGGCCCUCUGCAGACCAGCUGGAGGCCAGAAUGUGCUCUGCCCUGAAAAAGGAUUCCCACUGACAGACAGAGCGCUUAAGAGACCAUAAUGGCAGCGACCACUGUAGCAACUCCAGGGGAAUAUAGACCCUGGACCCCCUGGCUGCAGGGCUUCCCACAUGUUCAGGAAUUGCCACUUUGCUGCUGAAGUCAAAUGGAUUUUGCAGAUAUUAAUGACUUUAAUGACAUUUUGACUAUUAUUUGACACAGUAACAGGAAAUAAAUUCAUUACUGAGUAUGGAACAUAAAAAAGAUGUAAGUAGUGAUUUUGAAAAGGGCUCUUUAAGGGAUAUACAUUGAUGCUGGGGGAGUCCAUAAAGGGGUUAAGUGGGAUUUACUCCAGCAUUGUUUGAUGUAAGCACCAUGCUGUUGCUUGGUCCUUGCAUGCUUGACAUAGAAAAUCCAUUUCACUGAGAAUAUAUCGCUAAAAUGAAUGCAAAGAUGACUGCUGCUGCUUCUAAUCUGGUUCUGCAGGGUUGCAAUGAUCAGGGCUUUUCACAAGCGCUAGCUGCAGACUAAAUAGCCAACUAGUCGCUCAGUUACAGCUUACUACUUUAUCCUGCUGUCUUAAUAAAAUAGUUUGACCAAGUCACUUUUCUUGUACGUAUAGAUUAAGAAUAUUGUCCGUCCAUGCCAUUCAUUUAAAAGUAAACAGAGAGAAGAGGUAGGAGCAGUCCAACAUCACUUCGCACUCUCCAGAGUGACCCCAUCCUUGUUUGGGUAAAAAUAACCCCAGAGACUGAAUGAUGGUAGAUCAGAAAACAACAGUAGCAGUGCAAUUAAACACUACUGUGCUGCAUUAUGUGUAGCAAAAAAAAGAAAAUAAUAAAGGUUCCUCAGAUGACACAGAAAUGUAGCAAAGAGCUCUGGGCUUUAAGCUGAAAUUAGAGAGGAGUGAAGCGGUCAAACGUCAAAUUCUUCACACAUUAACUUUUGUAUAGAUACAGUCAGCACUGUGUCAUAAAGUCUUACUUUUGCUUGAGGGAAGUCUUUAGUUUUAAAUGGCACUAAGACGUCUUAAUGAAAUCGUUGUUUUCUGGCCAACUUUAUACACUUUUAAUUAUUCUUUUUUGUGUAUAUGUUUGUCCAUGUUACAGUCCUCAGGCCUACCAAGUUUCCCAUGAAAACACGUUUGGUUUCCUCUUAUCUUGUAAGGUCCUCCUAGACAAAAAGUGUCGUUUUUCUUUUUAAUAACAAAACUGUUGUAUCAGGUUAGCACGCCUGAAAAUAUGGUAUGAUAAAUAUCGCCACAUGGUAUAUAGGAAAGCGACAUUGAGUGUGCCAAAAAUCAUCAAAUUUGGGCUUUUGUGACCCAAAAAUGCCUGAAAAUCAGUUCUGGUCAAGCAUACCGAGAUAUCUCGCAUACAUUUUCAACUGCUGUGCAAAAAAAGUAGUAUUAUUUUUUCUGAGUUCAGGUCUUGAAAAGUCUUAAAUUUGAUGUAGGAACCCUGUCACAGCAUGCAAGCAACAGACAUUUUUUCCAUUUCACAGCAUUGCAUGCUCGCUGUCCAAACUGGAUCUGUUAAAUGUUUAAAGUCCCUGUGAAGUGAAAUCCAAACUUUGUGUCUUAACUCGAUAUGUCGGAAUAAGGUUCCUGUAAAUAUGUAAAAACACUGAGAUCUAAGUGUGACCAAAUUUUGGAUUUAGAGUGUUAGAAAGUUUGUCACCUCUUUCCUGGCUUGGUUUUAUUUGAACAUGGCAAACAUCUGAGCCCAUGACAUCACCAGUCUUGAUGGGGAAUUACCCCGCCCCCCCUUAAUGUUCAAACGAUAUAAAAUCACCAAGCAGGUCCUCUCCAAACAGUCUUCUGUUAGCUGAUGUCACUGCCUAUAUUGACAGUUAACAGCCAGUCAUGUGCUGUUUUUGUUCACUGUGAGGUAAAUUUCCCAAAUCUUUUGAUCCAUAGUUUGUGUCUGCCCUGGCAUAGAGCCAGGCAGCUGUGCUCUGAUCAGAAGCGUUUAAGAGAAUCGCACUUCUCGUGAGUGGGUGUGGCUUCAGCUCAGUCAACUGACACGCCCACUCAUCUUACAGCAGACUUAACUGCCUCAUUUUUUAUGAUUUUAAAGCUUAAUUUUAUAAACGUAGAAAUGUUUUUCAGGACUCAAAUCUGGCUUAGUGGUUCAUAACACAGUGCCCUGUUGUACAACAACCCUAAAAUAAAGAUUUUUUUAUCACUUUACAGGGACUUUAAAUGUGCCAGAAAUCAUCAAAUUUGACCCCCAAAAUCAAUUUGCCCUAAACCAUUUGACAUUUUAUAAACCAUCCAUUAAAGCAGAAAAUUUAGACCUGGUUCUGUGUACUGAGAAUUCUCAUGCCUUUCAUUUUUGACAGUUUACUGUUCAAAAAGUGGCAUUAAUUUGAUUUUCAAAAGCGUGUAGUAACCCUAAGACCCUGUCUUCCCCAUUAACCAACAUCAUUUUGAGUGUUUCACCUGGAUAAAGGUGGCACCAGCAUUAUUUGGGCAAAGUAAACAGUUUGAUUGCUCUUAUUAGUUGUUUUUUUUUACUCAAUCUGAAAACCUUAUGGUAACAAAAAUAAGCCUAAAAGAUGUGCAAAACCCUGUAGUUCCUCUAGUGUCCACUUGAGAAUGACUGCAAAAUAACCAGAAGUCACAAACACAAUUCAUGUUGAAAUGCUGAUUUUUAUGUGAAAAUUAAACUUGAACAGCCUGAUUCAGAAACAGUUUUGGUUGGAAUAGUUCCUGUCUUUAUGGGCACAUUGCACUAAGGAUGGGCUUUAAUGACUUCUUUUUCUGUUUAAAUAAGGGUAUUAAUUUAACAUUAUCAGGACAAAAUGAAUAAAGCACAUGUAAUCUGUUCAAAUGAAAAUACUUGAAUAAGAGAAAGAGAUACAAAAAAAAAUGCUUUUCACUUGAAUUUUAAUUUGACUACGAGGUCUAUUUUUUUUGUAAUAUUUAAAAGUUUUAUAUAUUAGAUAUAUAUAUAGAUUUAGUGUGUCGUUUUACUCAUGAAAGCUGUCAUACUGGUUCAUUGUGAGCAUUUAUUGUGACAUAUAGACUGGAAAUGAUGAAGCGUAGCUGCACAGAGCUCCCAGUGACUAACCAGCACUGAUAGACCGUCUUCUCAUGAAGGGGAAAUGAAAGGCAGGCAUUAGCAGUGUCACUGAUGCGAUCCAGUCCACAGCAUUUAUUACAGCUCAUCAGUCUUAGUCAGCUUUAUUUUAUAUGACUGCUUAUUUCCUGACUUUCUCCUCAUGUGUUCAUUACAUUGAUUUAUGAUAACAUGAUAUGUCCAAAAGCCAAAGUUGUUCAAAUAAAAGAAAAUCUAAACAUUA
Molecule: messenger RNA, 4635 nt
Organism: Cheilinus undulatus (humphead wrasse)
Lineage: Eukaryota; Metazoa; Chordata; Actinopteri; Labriformes; Labridae
Exons: 4
Coding region: 166-1365 (399 amino acids)
Biological process (GO): autophagosome organization; peptidyl-serine phosphorylation; protein autophosphorylation
Cellular component (GO): cytoplasm; autophagosome
Molecular function (GO): ATP binding; protein serine/threonine kinase activity
Source: RefSeq, a predicted model, not a curated record